CAAUAAUUGUGAAAUGAAGAUCGGUCAAGCUACAGUGGCGAUAUGGAAAUUUAGAAAAAAUAUCUUGACGGAACUGUUUGUUAGUAGAAUUUAGUUUACAUGACACCUUUCUUCUAUAUAUAGAUCCCAUGGGAGCUUCACUAAAACCAGCAGCACAUAUACACUGAGAGAAAGAAAUAGAGAGAUAAGAUGUUGGAUAAAAUAUGGGACGAUGUUAUGGCAGGACCUCAGCCUGAACGAGGCCUCGGCAAGUUCCGGAAGCUCUAUGUCACUACUUCUACCGAUACGGCCGGGGAUGAUAGUGGGAAAUAUGUGAGGUCGCUGUCUAUGCCGUCGACUCCGGAGGCACCAGCAACGCCGACAACGCCAACAACUCCGUCGGCGAUGGCGCCGCGCAAGGACAACGUGUGGAGGAGUGUGUUUAAUCCAGGGAGCAACCUUGCUAGCAGGAGAAUGGGAUCUCAGGUCUUUGACAAGCCUAGUCCCAACACUCCUACUGUUUAUGACUGGCUUUACAGUGGGGAGACUAAGAGCAAGAAUCAUCACUAAGAGAUCGAAGCGAGAGAGCAGAGUACGCAGUGCGGUUGAUUUGGUGUUUUUUGCUACUUAAGCUUAAUCAAUGUAAAUGGUGUCUUUGGAAUAAGUAAAACCAUCGUUUUUGUAUAUAUUUGCUGUGCGCUUCGCUAUGUAAGAUUAGCAAUAAACUAGUUUUCCAGACUUACUCUGAGCUUCUUCUGGUGUUCCUGUCAAACGACUGCUAGUAUUAUGUGACAUAAAAGUUUGUGAUGAUAAAGAAUACAGUGUGUGAGUGUGUGUGGGGUAUGAUGGUUUGGUUAUGAUUGUCUGAUACUAUAUGUAUAAUUGCCCAAUGCGAUGGUGGUUUCUUGUA
Messenger RNA from Daucus carota subsp. sativus, 889 nucleotides. Its product is annotated as dormancy-associated protein 1. Lineage: Eukaryota; Viridiplantae; Streptophyta; Magnoliopsida; Apiales; Apiaceae. The transcript is spliced from 3 exons. The record is from RefSeq and is a predicted model, not a curated record. The coding region runs from base 190 to 549 and encodes 119 amino acids.